GAAAUCAUGACUGUCAUAUUUCAAUGCUGCCAACAUACAGUAGUAAAUAAAUUUGACAAUCUGCUUUGUAAUCAUGGCGUCAGAACGUUACAGCUUUUCUCUUACAACUUUUAGCCCUUCAGGAAAAUUAGUGCAAAUUGAAUAUGCUUUAGCCGCUGUAGCUGCCGGCGGCACGUCCGUCGGUAUUAAAGCGUCCAAUGGCGUGGUAAUAGCGACAGAGAACAAACACAAGAGCAUCCUUUAUGAUGAACACAGUGUUAACAAGGUGGAAAUGAUCACAGGCCAUAUUGGCAUGGUCUACUCUGGGAUGGGCCCCGACUACCGGCUGCUGGUGACCCAGGCGCGCAAGAUGGCCCAGCAGUACUACCUCAUGUACCAUGAGCCUAUCCCGACGGCUCAGCUCGUCCAGAGAGUCGCCACCGUUAUGCAGGAGUACACACAGUCAGGUGGUGUGCGGCCGUUCGGAGUGUCGCUGCUGAUCUGCGGGUGGGAGGGCGGGCGGCCGUACCUGUUCCAGUGCGACCCCUCGGGCGCCUACUUCGCGUGGAAGGCCACGGCCAUGGGCAAGAACUUCAACAACGGGAAGACGUUCUUGGAGAAGAGGUAUACUGAAGACUUGGAGCUGGAUGACGCCGUCCACACCGCCAUCCUCACGCUGAAGGAGGGCUUCGAGGGUCAGAUGACUGCCGACAAUAUUGAGGUGGGGAUCUGCGAUGCGGCCGGGUUCCGCCGCCUGGAGCCGGCCCACGUCAAGGACUACCUCGCCAACAUCCCCUAAGAUUUAUUUAUGGUGCAUUAAAUGAGUUUUAUUUCUAA
Cydia fagiglandana is the source of this 816-nucleotide messenger RNA. It is a transcript of the gene Prosalpha2, whose product is annotated as proteasome subunit alpha type-2. The transcript is spliced from 7 exons. Lineage: Eukaryota; Metazoa; Arthropoda; Insecta; Lepidoptera; Tortricidae. Bases 74 to 778 code for a protein of 234 amino acids. Gene Ontology annotation, biological process: ubiquitin-dependent protein catabolic process; proteasomal protein catabolic process. The record is from RefSeq and is a predicted model, not a curated record. Gene Ontology annotation, cellular component: proteasome core complex, alpha-subunit complex; proteasome core complex.